GAAAACAUGCUUCCUCUGCUCUUUCGGCUCCUUUUGACAGAAGUACAUGCAGAGGAAAGGCUUCCUGAAAGGCAGACAGAGUAGCCUGAGCCUGACCUCGCCUGGGUGCUGCAGAUUGGUGUGUCACAUUGACCUGCCAUUGACUUGACAGAAUGAAGUUCUAGGGGAAAGAGUUAUAGGUAAAAGAGGGAAGCGAGAGGCAAAGGAAGGCAGGGAGUGGAAGCGUGAAGUGUGUGUUUGAGCAGAAACAGAAGUAGAUAGAUUUAUCUGUGGCACCGAAAAACAAGAAACAGAUGAAGAAGUGGCACCGGGGGUCCGGCGGUGAGCAGCGACAGCGUGGCCUUUGCUCCCUCAACCUCCAGCUGAGAAGGGGGCACGUCUUCCUCUGCACCGCAUUGAUCUUAACUCCAACACAGGGGCAGACAGAGAGCGGAUGACAGCCAACCAUGAGACCUACCUCCUUAUGGCCAGCACCCAGAAUGACAUGGAGGAUUGGGUGAAGACGAUCCGCAGGGUCAUCUGGGCUCCUUUUGGUGGAGGGAUCUUCGGUCAGAAGUUGGAGGAAACUGUUCGGUUUGAGCGGCGGUUUGGGAACAAGUUGGCCCCUAUGCUGGUGGAGCAGUGUGUGGAUUUCAUCCGGCAGUGGGGCCUCAGAGAGGAGGGCCUAUUCAGGCUGCCCGGACAGGCCAACCUGGUCAAAGAGCUGCAGGAUGCCUUUGACUGUGGAGAGAAACCUUCUUUUGAUUGUAACACAGAUGUGCAUACAGUAGCCUCUCUACUGAAGCUGUAUCUCAGAGAGCUGCCAGAGCCCGUCGUCCCCUUCCACAAGUAUGACGACUUUCUGGCCUGUGCCAAGCUCCUCAGCAAAGAUGAUGAAAUGGGUAUGAAGGAAAUGAGAAAGCUUGUGGAAAAUCUACCUCCAGUGAACUUCAACCUUCUCAAGUACAUCUGCAGAUUUCUAGAUGAAGUCCAAUCAUAUUCAGGAGUGAAUAAAAUGAGCGUCCAAAACUUGGCCACAGUUUUUGGGCCAAAUAUCCUGAGGCCGAAGGUCGAGGAUCCAGUGGCUAUUAUGGAAGGUACUGUUCUGGUCCAGCAGCUCAUGGCCGUUUUGAUCGGCCGCCACGACGUGCUCUUCCCCCUGGACGAGGACAGCCCCACGGCCCUCGAGCUCGUCAACAACAACAUCGAGCUACAACGGCGACAAGCCACCACAGCUACCUCCGCCACAGUGUCCCAAAACGCCGAGAACAACAACACGCAGGUGGUGCGACAGUGUGUUUGGGAGGCGCCCGAGUCUCCCUCGCACCGCCAGCAGGUGGACAACAGCGGCUCCCCACGAUCGGCGAGCCCUCGUAACGGUGUCCUGGGACGCUUUGACGUCACCCGCAGUCCACCGCUGACUGUCAAAAAGAACCCGGCCUUCAGUAAAGGCAGUGGGAUUGUGACAAACGGCUCCUUCAGCUCCUCGCCCUCCUCAGACCCCAGUCAAGAAAAGAGCCAGACUUUGAACGGUUGUGGGAGUUUACCUGUGCGGCGUCCCGGGACGCUCAAGGGCUCCGGCACAAAAAUGGGCACCAGUGGCGUGACGAGUGGAAGCUGCUCUGGAGGGAACGGGACCGGAGUCGUGCGAAUGGGCAUCUCCGGCACCGAUGCGGUCACAGGGAGUGUGAACGGCCGCAGUGGUCUCUGGGUACCAAACGGCUGCGUGACGUUACGCGAGAACAACAAAACGCGUGACUGCUCCCACGGGGAUCAAACGUCCAACCAGAACCGUCUGUCCACGUAUGACAACGUCCAGUUGAACCAUCAGAACCUGCAGCAGCAGAACCACAUCACCAACACGUGUCUGAACACCAGCCACGAGGACAAGCAGAGCGUAGACAGCGCCACCUGGUCCACCUCCUCCUGUGAGAUCUCUCUGCCCGACAACUCCACUUCCUGUCGCUCCUCCACGACGACCUGCCCCGAGCAGGACUUCUAUGGGGGUCAUUAUGAAGACCUGGAUGGACCGGUACAGGACAUUGAGCCUCCCCAGUCCGGUGGAGGAGGCGAGGCGGAGGGCAGAAACAGCAAUAGAGAGGGAAGUGGAGGUGGAGCAGGGAGGAGCAGUGGGGGGACCAGCAGCAGUAAUAACAGUGAUGGGUACACCGUCGGUAACGGACCCGGCAGUCACAGUGCUCUGCACAGUUUAGUGGCCAGUCUUAAACAGGAGAUGCAAAAGCAGAAGACAGAGUACGAGGCCAGGAUAAAGAGCUUGGAGCAGCGUAACCUGGAGCUGGAGACGGAGAUGGUGGGCCUCCACGAAGAGCUGGACCAGGAGAGGAAGAAGUACACCAUGGCGGAGAUCAAGCUGCGCAACGCCGAGCGCGCCAAGGACGACGCCGAGCGGCGAAACCAGAUGCUGCAGAAAGAGAUGGAGCAGUUCUUCUCCACCUUCAGCGACCUCACUGCGACCGGCAACGCCCCGGCCGCCGACCCCCGUCGACCGGAUCGUAACAACUCCAUCUGGAUACAGUGAAGGAGGGGCGGGGAAAUGCUAGCCAAGACUGGAAAUGGUUUAUUAUAUGAUGUGAACAUUACGAGGGCUCCAAACAGGAUUUGGUUGUUGAGGGGGAAAGUCGGGAAGUUGCAUUGCAAAGGUUAAUGGCAUGUUUUAAUUUAAGAAGUAUGGAGGUGCAGGGCUAAUAAUGCAAGGAGCUCGUAUAAAUGAGGACAUCACCUGGAGUGAUGCCAGACUGAUUAUCUGUAAAUACAGCAUUAUUUAAACAGCUCACAGACACUCUCACACUCAGAAACCGUGGUGGUAAUCAUAGUACAUCAUGGUUUAUGAUGAUACACAGUACUAUUAUUGUUAUUUUACUUUAGCUCCAGGAGCCAUAGAGGAGGGAAAGCAACAUUUUGAGAGUGGUUGUGUUCAGCAGAAACACAACAACCCGGAAACAAGAUAAGACCAUGCAAAAAAAACGUCUCCAUAUCAUAAUUCACUUUAAAAAAUCUAACCAAAAACAUUUCAUAUUGUUCCAUGUAAUUCUGUAUCUGCUCAUGUACAUAGAGGGGAAACAAUGCAGAAAAACACAGUCAUAUGUAUGUAAAGAAAUGAAAGUAAUACUUAAAUGUGUAUCUGGUAUUUAAGCAAAGUUAUCAAUGUGCGAUAUUUUAUAUUAAGAUUUCUCCUUGCACUUACAUGUUUGUUUUAGUCUCAGCAAGGUGGUACUGAAUGUUCUGUCGGUCAAUGUGCGUACCAUUUAAAUUGGACAAUAUACUGUGUAUGUGCCUGUGCUUCUGUGCUGCUUCAUUUACCCCCAUGACCAAAAAAAAAGAGCCUGUAAUGUAAAUAUUUUAUAGAUAAUCGUAGUCACAACUUGUUAGUCCGCACUGUGGUGUGACGCAAAUGCAGAUGGAUAUGGCACGUAUUGAGAUGAUACGGAUUUUAGGAAUGUUUUGUAGUUUGUAACGUUACAUUUUAAGACUUGCACGAUGGGUCAUUGGCACAAAUCCCAGGAAAAAAAAAAAUGUGUGUCAUAAAUUCAGAAUUUCAGUCGACAAAUACUCGCUCUCCCUAUUAGCAGAUGUGUAGCUACCGUAUUUCUUUGAAUGCUCUUUGGAUUUACACUUCAGGGUCUACCUCCUUUUAAAAAAAAUACUCUCCUGUCGUCUUUUUGACAAUUUAUCCACCUGACAGAACUGGUUUUCAUCCUAAACUAGCACAGAAUAACAAGCUGCAGCAACAAAGUACCAACUCAGAGUUCUGUUUUUGGGUCAUAACUGUGAAGAAUUCAAUGAAAUCAAAAGUGUCAACAUUGAAGAAAUGAAAAGCCUGGUGGCUAGAUACAGUAGCAAGCAUUGUGUGCAUGAUGGUGCUUUAGUCCGUGCGGGCCGGUGUACAAUAAGUGAAUGUCUGUAACGUGACUGCAUAUUGUUGAAGUCUUUAUGAGUGUAUUUAUGUAGCUUUAAGCCAAAUGCACAUACGCAGUGUGUGGAUUUGCUGAUGGGUACAAAACAUCUGAGUACAGACCUGUGCUGGUUUUCUCUCAAAAGAAGCUCUGAAGACCAGGUACAAUUUAAAACCUGCUGCUGGUCAAUGCAGGACAUCUGGAAUGUGCACACGAAGGGGAAAAAAAAAAAAGUGCCUGAACAACUGAAGGAUGGAGGCGGAGCCUGUGCUUCUCAUUUUGAACCCUCCACCUGGGAAAUAAAAGGCUUAAGCUGAGCUGACAGCGGGCACCUCGUUCUCGAUUUCAACACAAAAGAGCAGAUUAUGGACACAGGACAGGAGGGACAGGAGGACUGGUUUAGUGGAAUAUUUUCAUGACAUGAUACUUGAUACAUAAAAGAACUUAACAUAAAUA
Molecule: messenger RNA, 4349 nt
Organism: Anoplopoma fimbria (sablefish)
Lineage: Eukaryota; Metazoa; Chordata; Actinopteri; Perciformes; Anoplopomatidae
Gene: arhgap24
Product: Rho GTPase activating protein 24
Exons: 8
Coding region: 434-2518 (694 amino acids)
Biological process (GO): negative regulation of Rac protein signal transduction; signal transduction; activation of GTPase activity
Cellular component (GO): focal adhesion
Molecular function (GO): GTPase activator activity
Source: RefSeq, a predicted model, not a curated record